AUGACGAGAACUCCUCCCACGGUUACCACAACUCGUCCAUCUGUUACUACCACUCGGCCUACAUCUACUGCACCAUGGUGGAUAUCGAGUUCUUCUCCAACGGUUACGACAUCUCGUCCAACAAUACGCACAACUCUUCCAACCACAAGCACAACUCCUUCUACCACAAGCACAACCCGUCCAACGACUACUGUACCAUGGUGGAUGUCCAAAACUCCUCUUAUUGCUACCAAAACUGUCCCAACGGUUGCUACACCUGAGAAGUGGACCACCCCCUGGUGGAUGACGACUAUCCCACCUACAGUCAGCACAACUCAUCCUACGACCAUCAGAACUCGCCCAUCAACCACAACCACUCCAUCGACAACUACGAUCAGCUCAACAACCACCACGCCUCGUCCAGCGACCACAACAACUCGUCCAACGACCGCCACGACUCGCGCAACUACCACUACAAGUCGUGUAACAACUGCAGCUAUUGUAACUACUCAGCCUAUUCUGGCCACAGAGCCCUCUACCCUUGAGGCCACUGAACGCACGACAACUCUUCCACACUGGAGACCGCCCACAACUACACCUGCCACGACUCGUUCCACUGUUGUCUUUACGACGACUUCUGCCCCGGAACGUUGGAGGACAACAGAGGUCACCUUCAGGACGGUCCCGCUACAGAAAGAGGCCACCACCAAAGCCGUCGUUAUCCCUGUAACAGAGGUGAGCAUGACACGUGUCCCUCCCGCGGUGACCACCACGAAGCCUUCAACCUUCGCUGAGCAGAACAUGAUACAUCGCCAGCCGCAGUUUGGCUUCCCACCAACAAGAUGGCCGGGGCAAGCCGUUCCUACCGGCGAAAAAGGCGCGGAAGCGACGCAGUGGCGAGAAGGAGAGCCGAGGAUCGUCUCCAGCCGACCAGUGCAUGUCGUCUCAUUAGAUGGGGAAGCUGAGACUACCACUAGGCCGACCACAAGCCGCGGAACAACCAUGGGAAGGCGGAAAACCACAACACUUCCAACCACUACGACUGAAGCACCUCACACCACAAUAUUCGAAGAAUCUGCGUUCGGCACUGGCACAGCCGUACUUACGACUGCACCAAGCACUGCACCACCUCUCACAAGUACCGUAACCUCAUCAACAACUCCAUCAAGUACAACUCUCACUAAGGAAUGGCCCUUAGAAGCCACCACUACAAAGGCGUACGCAGGAGAAGCUACAGAAUUCCCAGCAAUGCCAGAGGGACCAGAAGAGGAGGAGGAGCCUGAAGAAGGCAAGGGUCGUGUGGUAAUGAAGGAGCGGCCAUCUACUUUCGGUGACCAGAACAUGGCUAAGCCAGAAUUCGAAACUGGCGUGCUUGAGAAAGGCCUGGCUGCGCCCACUGAACGGCCUGAACCUGCUCCAGUAGCACCUGAAUGGGAGCCUGGAAAGGUGUUGACAACAACUGAAGUACCACCUUUUGAAGUGAGUCCAGGAAUGUUCGGAGAGUCGACGCGUCCCACGGUGGCCCACCGCGAACCGUCAUGGAGCAGCGAAUAUGGAGAACAAAUGGUAGUCGGUAGAGAUAUUUAUUUCUCAAAUACAUAG
Messenger RNA from Ostertagia ostertagi, 1581 nucleotides. Lineage: Eukaryota; Metazoa; Nematoda; Chromadorea; Rhabditida; Trichostrongylidae. The record is from the annotation of a GenBank genome assembly.